This is a messenger RNA of Microsporum canis CBS 113480, 2973 nucleotides long. Its product is annotated as SH3 domain-containing protein. Gene Ontology annotation, molecular function: phospholipid binding; protein binding. The record is from RefSeq and is a predicted model, not a curated record. Bases 1 to 2973 code for a protein of 990 amino acids. Lineage: Eukaryota; Fungi; Ascomycota; Eurotiomycetes; Onygenales; Arthrodermataceae. Gene Ontology annotation, cellular component: plasma membrane; cell division site; mitotic actomyosin contractile ring, proximal layer. The transcript has 7 exons. Gene Ontology annotation, biological process: cytoskeleton organization.
AUGCCGGCUGCAGUGGCGGAUGCUCCUUCUAUUUCUUUAUCCUUUUUGAUACUGGAGCUGCAAGCUGAUCGUUAUCUAGUUGCGAAUAACUUCUGGGGCAAAGAUGACGCUGGCGUCCUACCUAUGCUUGAGCGCAUGCACAAUGCUAAGUUGACAUGCGACGAACUAAGGUCAUUCUAUAACACCCAGAUGAAGACCGAAUUGGAAGAGCCUCUGGCCGCCUUCGCCGGCGGAAUGAAGGAGAGGAGAAAGAUCGUGCAGCAUGGCAUAGAGAAACUUCUGAAGGUUAAGAUACAGCAUACUCAAGCUUCUCGAGAUAGAUAUGAGCAGGAUUGUCUUCGAAUUAAGGGCUACCUUGCCCAAGGCCACAUGGUUAUGGGCCAGGAGGAACGCAAAAACAAGGCCAAACUAGAGAAGACUCAGAUACAGCUGGCUUCAAACAGUAGCGAAUACGAAGCUGCCAUUAAAGUAUUGGAGGAGACCACUGGUCGCUGGAAUAAGGAGUGGAAGGCAGCUUGUGACUCUUGCGAGAAGAUCCGUGUCUCCCUCGAGAAUUGUGAGGUCGAGAAGGACAUUGCCUCUUUUAUUAAGGAAAAAAGCUCAUCACCCCAGCCUUCAACUUAUGAAUCCCACCACGACCCCAAUUCAGAGCUUACACAGCAUAUGAUCCCAACUUCUCAAUCAAGUCGUGAAAAUACUGCAACUCCCCAAAAGAAACCAUCUGCCCCACCCCCAGUUGAAGCAGAGCCUGCCCCAGAACCGAGGAGAAAGCAGCACGUCCCUCCGAACUAUCAACCUAGCCAGCAUGGUGAUAUACCUACCAAUAUACCUCAUAAUGAAUACCCGGCCGACGGUAUGACAAUGUUCUGCCGCCCUGGACCACCGUCAGAAAGAAGUUCUGCUACACCAUCAAAUAGAGACUCCCAGAGCGAUCUCUCUAACCCUUCCUCUUUUUCUAGCAUGGAACCACUGAGCGGACAUCAAUCCCCGGUAAAACAUGCUCCUGUUGCUGUACAGCCUGCCCCUAUCCCUGUCUCUGCUCCUGCAACUGCGCCGGCCCCAGUCAAGGCUCCAGCUCCAGCUCCGGUCCCGGCCCCGGCCCCGGCGCCUGCUACUAUGACAUCAACAAAAGAGGUACAGAAGAAGAGGAGUGGUUUCUUUAGCAAUAGUCCAUUCCGCAGGAAGAGCAAGCAUGAAAAAGACCGCCGGGCAGAAUCAGCUGCUCCUGCGCCUGUGCAAAAUCGCAGAACAUGGGCCGCCCCCCCUAAACAAACAAGAGCUCUGAUGGGAACCCAAUCCGACUUAGGUCCUAGUCGUCGUGUCCCCAGCCCUGAGCCCGUAGAUCCUCGAGCGAAUUUCCAACUGAAUGUUGGGAACAAUGUGUUCGAUGUUGCCUCCCCUGAUGCUAAUAAGGCUAGCAAAGCGUCUAAACCUGCAAACGAACAAGUGGACCCAAUUGCCCAGGCCCUAGCCGACCUUAAGGGUGUUGGAAAGCAGACUUCCAUACGUGUAUCUGCUGAUAGAUAUGCUGGCAUCACAAGCCCGGCUCCUCCAGCUGCACCUGCCUCUGCUCCCGCGCCUGCUCCAGUCCAGGCACAAGCUCCCGCCCCCGCCCCCACUUCCGUACCAGCCCCCGUUGCUGCCCCUGCUUCCGCCCCUGCAUCAAAUCGGCCAUCUACUUCUUCCCAGCGCGAAGCCCCCCCGCCAUCCUACAAAGAUAUGCCCGUUAAGCGCUUAGACGCGCCAUCACCAGCAUUCACCUCUGCACAAAUGCACAAAACAACUCGAAAGUAUGUGGGCCAAACCCAAAGCCUCUUUAACAAGCCAUUUCGUACUAGGGAAAGGGCCAAUACUGCGGAUCAGGUCAUCCCGCGGGCCACAUCCCCUAUUCCCAAGAGGUCCCCAAGCCCUCAACCACCACAAAAUACCAAUACUCGUGCACCUUCUCGACUUAACAAUGCUCCUCAGCCAAGUGUGCCUGCAUACAAAUCUGAGAGCAUGAACAGUAGAUAUAGACACUCGCACUCACAGUCCGCAACACCCACCAAGGUUGUCCGAGAGCCCUCUCGUUCCCCGCAAUACUCUCGUCAAGCAUCUCCAAACGACACUCGACCUGAAGUACGCAAUGAGCCUAGGACAGAAACUAGAAACACCAUUCGAACGGAAGUACGCAAUGAACCACCACGGAAUGAAGUAAGACAGGAGAUACGAACCGAGCCACCAAGAAAUGAAGUUAGGCAAGACAUACGAACCGAACCUGCACGAAACGAGAUUAGGCAUGAAGUACGAGCUGAACCACCAAGAAAUGAAGUUAGGCAAGACGUACGAAACGAGCCGCCACGCAACGAUGUGAGGCACGAUAGCCGCAAUGAAGUACGAAACGAUCCGCCACGCAAUGAAGUGCGAAAUGAACCACCACCAAAUGAUGUGAGACAUGAUAUUAGACGAUCCGUCUCUCCUCAGCCGCAGUUUAGAAGACAAGAGCGGCCAGCAAGUGCCAAUGGUAUGGAACUCCAGCUCUCAUCCAAUGAAGUAAACCCACAUAUAGGAGGACAUGGCGACGGGUAUUCCGCUUAUCAGGGAGGUUAUCAAGGAAGUUAUCACGGCGGGAACGCCUACGCCCACCAGCAGCAGCAACGCCCUCACUCCAUGUAUUAUGGUGCUCCUCAUGAUUACGGCCAUGGUGACUAUGGCCACGGGGACUACGGCCAUGGAGCUCAAGAUCAACAUUCAGGAAGCAGGAGCGUAAUAAUGGCAGAAGCUCCACAAGUCAGUCGCGAUGGCAGGCCAGUGUUGCAUUUUGCUCGUGCGAUGUAUUCUUACACCGCGGCCAUUCCCGAGGAACUUGGAUUUGCCAAAGGAGAUAUCCUUGCCGUUCUAAGGCAUCAAGAUGAUGGAUGGUGGGAAGCUGAAAUCACCAACCAGCCCACUCGUCCAGGCCUAGUGCCUAGCAACUACCUUCAACCUUGUUAA